AUGAUCGACACGGAAGACUUGGAAGAGGAUGCAACGCUAACCGGGGCGGAGCUCCUCCACUAUCUCGCAAGGAGAAACGAGCAGCAGCGGAAGGAAAACACUCGGAAAUUACAGGACUACACGAAGUUACAGGAGGUCCUGGAAAACCUUACAGACAGGUGCCGUGUACCCGUUUUGGCGCCCGUUGCUGGAGGAAUGGCGUACUUUGAGGCAACAAUGGACUACACAAACAACAUUUUGGUUCUCCUCGGUGACAACUGGUUUGCUGAGCGCAGCGCGAAGCAGGCGCACGAGAUUGCGGGCCGCCGCAUUGAAUUUCUUCGCCGCGAGGAACACGCCCUGGUUGAGGAGGCGGGUGCGCUGCAACAGCGACAGAGCCUGUUCCUUUCAGAGAUCCCCAACGCGGAGCGGGCGACGUUGGAGGUGGAGGCGUUGAAGGAGGACGCCUUGCACAGCAGAAGGGGAGGCGAUCGCAGGACGACACUUCCGGCCACCGCUGUUGCCGCCGCCCUGCAGCGAGCUGAGGAGGGCGCGGGGGAAACAAACGAGGCGCCGCUGCAGCUGGGUCUGAAAGAUGAGGACUUAGCGGUACUCGAUGAGCUUGAUCAGCUGACCGAAGAGGAGCUUCUGGAGAUUGAGCGGGAGUUGGGGGACCGAGUUGAGGACGAUGAGCUGGUUGAACGUGUUAUGACGGAGAGAAUUAUCGCAAAGAAGGAGAGGCGCGUUCGUGCAGAGCUGCAGAAGGGGCGUGUGCGAGAGUCACCACAGCGGGGAGAAGAUCAGGAGCUGCCCCAUCCUCAGCAGACCGUGGCAGCGGCCACCCCUGCUUUCAGCACACCGGGCGAUAUUGGUUGUACCGCCGCCGUCGUGGUAAGUGAAAUAACCACAGGGGACAAACCCAGAACGACGGACCCCGCGAUUUCUUUGCAGCGACGCGUCAAAUUCAAUGAUGUGGUGGACGUCAUUUCACUGGAGGGCGCCACCACCACCAUGAGCUUGUCCCAUGAAGGCGGUACGGUGGAGCGUCCCCUUACCUGUUGUCACGUCAUGAGAGAUGUGGUGGAGCACGACGUGGCUGUCGUACCGUCUCCUGCGCCGACUGCCACUGCGCCGAAGCGGAAGUCUCUUUUUCGAAGUGAACUCGAACAGGACGGGAGGUAA
Molecule: messenger RNA, 1161 nt
Organism: Trypanosoma rangeli
Lineage: Eukaryota; Euglenozoa; Kinetoplastea; Trypanosomatida; Trypanosomatidae
Exons: 1
Coding region: 1-1161 (386 amino acids)
Biological process (GO): negative regulation of transcription by RNA polymerase II; negative regulation of phosphatase activity
Molecular function (GO): phosphatase inhibitor activity; transcription corepressor activity; chromatin binding
Source: RefSeq, a predicted model, not a curated record